CCCUCUCAUUGUGCCUUGUGUCUGUGAGCUCCCACAUUUGCCUACCCAGCCUGUGCUGCUUUCUGUUACUCACAGUCUCGCUCAUUGAGUCUCACUCUCCAGCUACAAUGUCAGCCAAGAUGCAAACAUACUCUAUGCGCUCCUCCACUAGCAGCAGGGUUCCUGUUGUAUCAAUCUCCCGUUCCUCGGGUCAAGUCUACAAGGCCAACACUAUCCACGGUGGGAUCGGUGGAUCCAGAAUCAGCAUGCCCUCCAGCCAGCGCAGCAGUAUGGUAGCCGGUAUGGGAAUGGGGUCUGGAGUAGGAGGCUUCUCCAGCAGUGUCCAGGUAAGCGGAAACAGCGCUGACAUCAUGGGUAAUGAGAAGUUCACCAUGCAGAACCUGAACGACCGCCUGGCCAACUACCUGGAGACAGUGAGGAACCUGGAGCAGGCUAACCACAAGCUGGAGAUUAAGAUCAAGGAGGCCCUGGAGAAGAGUGGACCUGACUUCAGAGACUACAGCAAGUACCAGGCCAUCCUGGACGACCUGAGGAGGAAGGUGUUUGAUGCCACCACUGACAAUGCCCGGCUGGUUCUCAACAUCGACAACGCUCGCCUCGCGGCCGAUGACUUCAGAGUGAAAUACGAGUCUGAGCUGGCCAUCCGCCAGUCUGUGGAGGCCGACAUCGUCGGUCUGAGGAAACUCAUUGAUGACACCAACAUGAGCCGCAUGAACCUGGAAAGUGAGAUUGAAGCCUUGAAGGAGGAGCUCAUCCACCUCAAGAAGAACCACGAAAAUGAAGUCAUGGAGCUUCGGAACCAGAUUGCCCAGUCAGGAGUCCACGUGGAUGUAGACGCUCCUAAAGGACAGGACCUGGCUCAGAUCAUGGCAGAAAUAAGGGCUAAGUACGAGAAGAUGGCACAGAAGAACCAGGAAGAACUCAAAGCAUGGCACGAAACACAGAUAACGGAAGUACAGACCCAGGUCACCCAGAGCCAAGAGGGCCUGAAGGGUGCCCAGACAGAGAUGAACGACCUGCGCAGACAGUUACAGACCCUGGAGAUCGAGUUGGAGUCACAGAGGAGCCUGAAAGCCUCUCUGGAGGGCACACUGAGGGACACAGAAAUGCGCUACAACAUGGAGAUCGAGUCUCUCAACUCCAUCAUCCUGGGUCUGGAGGCUGAGCUCACGCAGCUGCGUAACAACAUCCAGCAGCAGACACAGGAUUACGAGUCCCUGCUCAACAUGAAGAUGAAGCUGGAGGCCGAGAUCGCCACAUACAGACGCCUGCUGGACGGAGAAGAUUUCCAGCUCCAGCAUGCUCUUGAUGACAAGAAAACAGUGAAGACCAAAGUGAUGACCGUCACACAGACACUGGUGGACGGCAAGGUGGUUUCCUCCAACACAGAAACCAAGAACCUUUGAAUACUAGAAGCAACCAUCUGACAUUCCCAACAAUCACUGUCACUGUGCAUCAUAAAACUAACAUUUGAUUGGCCAAAACUUAUAUUCUUCCACCUCUAGUGGGUUCUUCUUUCAUUCUUAGUCACACAGCACUAACCAUCAGAGUCUCAGCUUAUACUGCAAGUAGUUUGACUUCCUGGGUAUACAGCUGGUUCACAGGCUGAUGAAAAAUAAACUGGAUCAGUGAAAAACUAAGUCAUCUUUUAUUUAUUUCAUCAUGAAUUAUUUAUGUGUUUGUAUGUUGACCUGCAGAUGUUUACAAAAGUUCAGAAUUGGGUAACUGUGAGCUUUUUUAUUUCAGAGGUAAAACUAAUUGAAGACACUGAAUGUUUCAAAGUGUUAAGAGUCCAAAUAUUUUUAAAAAAAAAAUGAUUUCAUCAUCUUUGGUUUUUCUUUCUGUCCAGUUUAGCCUGCCUGUUGCGCUGUGAUGUUCAGAAAUUUCAAUAAAGUCCACUCCAGAAAUUCA
This is a messenger RNA of Plectropomus leopardus (leopard coralgrouper), 1911 nucleotides long. RefSeq names its product keratin 18a, tandem duplicate 1 (gene krt18a.1). The record is from RefSeq and is a predicted model, not a curated record. Gene Ontology annotation, molecular function: structural molecule activity. Lineage: Eukaryota; Metazoa; Chordata; Actinopteri; Perciformes; Serranidae. Gene Ontology annotation, biological process: intermediate filament cytoskeleton organization. Gene Ontology annotation, cellular component: keratin filament; cytoskeleton.